Messenger RNA from Ylistrum balloti, 9155 nucleotides. RefSeq names its product spatacsin-like. Gene Ontology annotation, cellular component: cytoplasm. Lineage: Eukaryota; Metazoa; Mollusca; Bivalvia; Pectinida; Pectinidae. The transcript has 42 exons. The coding region runs from base 1 to 7260 and encodes 2419 amino acids. The record is from RefSeq and is a predicted model, not a curated record.
AUGGCGACGGAGAGGACCUUUCAAUUUCAGUGGAUAUAUAAUUUGAAAUCAUCAUCAAAAAAGAACCUGGGAGUUGCUAAAUUUGUUGCACUUUCUGAAAAUGGAGAAAUACUGACAGGCCAACUGACUGAUGAGAAAACCCUUAUUACAGACGUACAGCAAGUUCUAUCUGAUAUUGUCAAAGAGAAGGAUCUUCAUGGUGUACAGCUGAUAGCUGGAGAAGGGGAAUAUGUUCUUCUGGCUUCACCCUCUCACUUGAUAUGCCUCCAAUCAAAGGAAACACACAGUUUUCAGGCUGUCAGCGAUAUUCCUCUACCGUCCUCACAUGGCAACGUACAACAAUGUCUGCAAGUCCUGGAUAGUGUCGCUGUUGUAUUCAACACAGAUGAAAACACACUCUAUUUCUAUGAAAUAUUAACUGGAAAUUUAUUUUGCCAAGUGGAUCUCCAUAGGACCAAUCUCGAGCCUGAUCGGCUGAUACAGUGGCGAAUAUCACAUGACCUACAGACGUUGAUGUUACUUGAGAACACAUUGUCACUGACCGUGGUUGAUCUGGAACAAUACACACAUGACAAUCCUACCUGUUUGAAGAGCAGUACAACACCAGAGUGCACAAGGGAGACCAAUGUCUGUCUCACAUGUGAUGUUGGAGAUGUGGUGUGGAGGGAGAAGUUAUUCACACUUCAUAGUCAGCAUAGUGAAACAAUGAGCACUCCCUGGUAUAGACCCAAGCAAUAUACAAAAUUAGGGAAUCACACUGUCAGCAAAAAACGAUGGAAAGUGUCUGGAUUUCUCAGGAAGUCCAAUGUUCAAGAAAAGAAGAUAAAUUCCUUUCUAGUUGGAAAAGUGUUUUUACCCCCGUCUUUACAGAAUAUGUCUAUUGUUGACACGACCGUAGGUAAAUCUGUUGUCUCUCUGGUAUUUCACUCUGACAAGGAAAACUUCCUGUGUGUCUAUGACACAAAAUCCUCAACAGUGACAACAGAAAGUUUGUGUGCCCAUAGUCAAGUGAUUCUGUCCAGAGACCCAAACUUCCCACACUUCAUUACCACACCAACCCACCUUAUGUGUGUCGUCAUGGACCAAACAGUUGGACAGGAAGAUUUUGUUACCAAGAUGAUGGUGUAUGCUGGAGCGAGUGUUGCCGACACACUCUGCCAUAUAAACAAGUGGGGUCGCUGCUCAAUUCCGAUCCAUACACUAGAGAUAGGUCUCAAGCAGCGACAGCUAGACACUGUUCUUUUUUUCCUCAAAAGCAAAGAAAAUUUUUUUUCCAGUUCCAAACUAGCUACACCAUCCUCUCCAGGAGUGACAUCCCCUACUUGGUCUCUGACCACUAAUCACCAUGACAACCUGAUGCAGCUGGAGCCAGCCCUACAGCUGCUGAUAGAGACAGUAAAAGUACAUCUUACAGACCAGGGAUCAGAAAGAUUCUCAAAGAAACUGGCUGAUAUCCUACUAGACUUUCUGUACGAACUGCUCCAGGAUGGACUUAACUUAUUGGAUGUGGUACAGGAAUCUUAUGGUCAUGAUGAGGAAAUAAAGAGUCUGAAUCUGGCUAUAGAGAAGUUACUGGACCUGAUAGGAGAGGUCAGAGGUUGUAUGAAUAAGCAGAUUCAUAAUAAUUCUGAGUUGAAUGGGAUGUCAGGAACUGCAGAACGUGUGCCUGAUGUUGGUAUUCCAGCUAAUGAAUGGUCUGUUAUGUCAAACGAGGCUGUGAUUGAGAAUGGAGUAACCAUGAACCGUAUCCCUGCUCUACAGACUUACUUGUGUAGUAACGGACACCAGUCUGAUCUUACAUGUAUUAUCAGAGCCAGUUUAAACAAGACCAUCCAGUACCUGUCACGACAACAGAUUAAACCAGCCCUUCUUAUCCUCACAAAUCUGGGUCUGAACAUUGACAACACACUAUGGGAGAUAACUCUUAUGUCAGUGAAAAAAUCUACACGAGACUUUAUCAUCAAGGAGUUACGAUCCCGUGCACCUCUGACAAAAGAACAGGAUGACCUUGUGACCUUUUCCGACCUCCUGUCUAAACACUACCCAUGUCAGUCUUACAGAGCUGCAGCAGCUGGUCUUCAACAACAGGGAGGGCCUGAAAUACCACCAUUACAUAGAAACUCUGGCAUUCAGCUUGCUGAUAAAAAGUACGACUUAUCAGAAGAAUGUGGGGAAAUUGACUGUUCUCUUGAUGAAGAUAUCAACAAAACAGAUGAUUCUCCGGAGAAAAUAUCCAAACAAUCACACGAUUCCCAGAAACAGUUAUCAACGCAGUCAAGUUGCUACUCCCAAGUGUUGAUGGACUGGCUGCGGUGGUGGAGCAUAGAUACUCAACAACUUGUCUUAAUGGACACUAGGAUAGGAGACAAAGUCUGGAGGGAGGAGCUGAACUGUCGCCUUGAUCUAGUGGUGGAUUAUUUAGCUCGACAUAAUAAACUGGACUUGCUGAAGAAUCUAAUUGACCAGGCUGCUGAGUCAAGUGAUCAUACCAUUAUCCAGGAAAUACAUAACCAGGCCAGCAAGAUGACUGCCUUUACUUUCCUUCAGCUCACUCACUAUUGUGUUCAACACAACCUCUACCUGGACCGGUCUGAUUUCCCGUUGUUACUGAAGCAAAUGGGAUUAGUUGGAGGUCCGUUAGUUGUGCCACACCCUCUAGCUUCCUACUCUGCCCAUACACAAGAACGUUUUCAUCAAGAAUUUGCCGUGUACUGUGUCCAGAACAAUCUCCCAAGUCUUCUCUGGCAGUACUGUUUCCUUCACAGAGUCCAGUCUGAUGUUUUGUACAGAGUGGCCCAGUCCUCAAGUGAACUACAAUGGUUGGAUUUUUUUGUCCACAUGUACUCUGUUGCCACCAACCCUCACAAUACAAUCAGCCUAUUUGAAGCCAGUGUAGCUAAUGCCGCACUCACCUGGUCACUGGAUGAUGGUGUUAUCCCCGCUCUGAUUGGUCAGGGAGAAAUCCUCACAGCCCUGGCAACACUUGUGUACUCACCACAUCCCAUACAACAGAUUACCCCUGGUACAGAUAUGACCUCGAUGUUUGGUGGACUCAGUAUGGAGGCCCUGGAACAGGCCUUACAGCCGUACCCUAAACUUCAUGUAGCUCUGUUCCCUACCUCUACCAUCGACAAACCUCAAAACGAUGUCACAGUCUAUCAGUUACUGAAGGACAAUGCUCCAUUUAGUCCAAGCCGGCUUUUUGGUUGGCAGUCCAUGAACCGUACUACAGGAGAAGAUUCCCUACGACAGCUGCCCCACUUCUCCAUGGCAGAGUUGGUGAACCGGUUUGCCUACACAGAGACGAUUAGGUACCCAUACUACCUGCGACAAGGCAGACCUUCAUUUGCCUUUGCAUCCUUUUUGGCGGAACAGUUAGACACAGAUCCUACAACCCUGUCUAACAAAAGCAUACUCGCUGCGUGUGGAACGGCACUUUGGAUUGGAAUAAAACACUUUCACAACCCGCAGAUUUCCUGUGCAUGUGUGGUGUUCACAGAGAUGCUUGGACAGAACAGCAUCCUUGUAAGGACAUAUCUACAAGUAGGGCAAGAGAUACUACUACACCUCAACAGCAGUUUGACUGGCAACAUUGACCGUCGUAAAGAACAAGCACGUCACAACGAGACCGAGAUAGCAUCUUGGCUGUGUAGUUGUGUUCUGCAUCAGAGGAAACAAGCAACUUUCUUGUUAGUUAAACUGGAGGAGGCUAUUAGCGCAAGUCUGGACAAGGAUGACAUUCCCAGCACAAGUUUUGAAGCUGGUCAGAAGUGGACAAUAGCAGUGAUGUUCUGUCAAAGUCUACACCUCCAGCUGACCACCAGGUUCCUGGAGCAGUGCUGCCAGGCAGAUAAAUGGCUGCCUUUCCUUUGGUUUGCUCAGACCCACCAGUAUCCUAAAGAACAGCUACAGAGCCUGCUGUAUAAAUUCAAGGGUGUUCACCUGCAGCAGCAUCUACAUUAUGUAAUAGAAAAUGCCGAAACCAAAGCUAGUGACCGAGGACAUGUGCAGUCAGAAGGUCAAGGUCAAGCUGGCUCUAAGGGCAAGGACGUACGUUCAUCACUCUAUGUCAGAAUUGGACUUAAGAAAGAUGCAGACACAGCGGAGCUAAGUAGUGAUGAAGAGGACCAGCUUACCUCUGUACCACAAACAGAUGAUACAGAUAAUGGGGUGUUGAUGGUGGAUCAGGACUCUGCCCCUGAUGAUGUGUUCCGAGUCGUAUUUGUAACACAGUCUUCUAAGUGUCAGUGGCGGUCACUGUUGCAGUACUCCAUCGUACUACGUAACCCACUCUUCUCUGAAUUAGCUGCAUGUAUAUCGGAAGCUCCUGGGUUAGCAUGCCUAUGUGGCUGGCUUGUGGCUAUGUUAGAUGUUAAAGAACAUGACAAGUUCUUGAAGAAUCAUGGAAAGCUUGCUGGGAAGUGGAACAUGCGUCAUCUUGGCAGCUUGAUUGACAUCUAUCUCCAAAACAAUUGGGUUUCUACUCUGGCCAAUGGUUUCCAUAUCUUCCAGCCGGACAAUCCAAUCAUUCCAUUCUUCAAGUUCUCAGCCGAGUUUUCCGAAAAGAGGAAUUUCAGUCAGUGUAAAACGUUAUUAGAAGAUUUUAAAGAAUGCUUCCAUCUGUACUGCCAUGAAAUCACUGCCGAAGAGCGAGCUGCCAUCUAUGGGGACACCGACUGGUUUCAGCAAGUGAUCUUCAGAGUACUCCAGCACCACUUCACACACACACCUAGUCUGUACGACAUCCUGCAGCUCCUUCGCCUCCUUGAUAGCGAGAGCAUUGUCCUCAUCUUUAAGUUUGAGGUACCAGACUUUGCCAGACUGGCUCGGAUGCUUCAGAUGGUGGUGAAUGUACCAAUCCCAGAUGUAAGAUUUUCACAUUUGAUAGCGUCAGAGAAGUCUGAGGUGGAUGAAGAGAGUCAGAGGAUACUGGAAAUCAUGGUAGAGAAACAGUUGUUCCAUCAGGCAAGAGAGUUUGUCCGCGAGGCUGGACUGUCUCAUGAUCGUGUCACCAUGGCAGAGGUGAAAGAUGAGAAGUCGAAGUUGAUGUUAACUCCCCUGUGGCAGUCUACCAUCAUUCGUCAGAGAUUCUGGAAACAGUGUGCUAAAUCCUUCCUAAACUACAAACUGUCAGUGGAGCAAGCAACAGACUUCUUCAAGACUGAGGCCAAUACGGUAGAGAGCUACCAGGAAAAAGCUUAUCUAUACCAGCUGUGUGUCCAACACAUGGAGGCCCUAGGCAAGGCAGACAUGCUGCAACUCAUCGACCAAACGUACCACACUUUGAGCAUAUACAGAAUCAGGGCUAAGAUGGAGCAGAUGCAGCAUGGAGAUAACAGCGAGGAUUUCAUGGAGGACAUUUUUGAAGAUGAUUGCAGUUCUUUACCAUCUGAUAGCCAUGACCGUAAGAAGGAACUUCUCAACUACGGCAAGAUGCCUCGUAAAGAUCAAGUAUCGAAAGAGCUGACUGAGGAGGAGACAAAGGCCCUGGAUCUACUGAUACAGGAACUGUUAGACAACGGUCAAGUAAUCGAGAGUUGUAGACUGGCCACUGACUUCCAUUUCUACUGUCGUGAUCUUGUCAUCGUCCUGACAUGUAUACGACUGGCCUUGGGAACAGUCACUGUGGGCGAAUCAAUGGACAUGACAAUGGUCAGUUUGUUGGCAGAAUCUACAGGACAUCGCAGAUUGUCAAUGACAGCGACUCCGGGUAUGGGAAGGAUAAACAACAGAUCUUCUAUGGUCAGUCUAGCAUCUGUGGCAUCCACUACCUGGGAAUUCCUGCCUGCUGACCAAGAGAAAACUGUUACCACAAUGGAGGCUUUACUGGACAACUGUCAUCAUGGAAACCAGUGCUGUAAACAAGUCCUUAACUGUUACGUCAUAGCAACAGUUCUUGAAAAAGGAUACGAGAAUGUGGUGUUAGACAAGGAGUUCACUGUUCUCAAAGAGCUUCUCCAGACCAGUCUUCCACAGAGAUUCUGGUUAGCAUCAGAGUUCCUGGUCAGCAGCUCUCUCACAAACUCAGAGGUUGCCGGCUUUCUCUGUGAUGCCAUUGUUUAUGCAUACAAGUUCUCCUACUGUAAUGAGGAGUUACCUCAGACUGACCCUACCCACCAGUCAGGAGAGAGGGAUCUACUGUUUAACCCCACUGAGGACAGGGGUGUGUCUGGGCAGUUUGUGACCCUGUGUCCUGAUCCCUCCAUUCUUGGGGACAGAUUGUUGGAUGUAGUGACAAGCAUGUCUGAGGAACAACACAUCACUACUGCAUUGCUGUCAGUCCAGACAGAACUGCUGAUCCUUUCCCACACCUGUCACACUACAGCCUGUAACAUGGAGGGUAUCUCCCACGUCCUAAGGUCGGCUCGCACCAUCACAGUCAGCCUGGCUAACACACACAACUUCUCACUGAUGGUGCGGUUAUUGACAGGAGUUGGCAGAUUCAGUGAGAUGACCUAUAUAUUUGACAGUCUGAAGAUGAACGAGCACUUUGAGCUGCUGCUGAAAAAAGGAAUAGAGAAGGAGAACAGUUUGAAGAUUGCCUUGCUUGACUACCUGAAACGUUACCAUCCAGCAGACAUAGACACCUACGACAUGGUAGCUCACAACUUCCUCAUGCACCGUGAGAUCGCACAGAUGCUGGAGUCUCGAGCUUGUAGAGGGCUCAGUAGAUAUAAAGAUAAACUACUAGAAAAUACAACAGAGAUCAAAGCAGACCUUCAGAACAUUGUCCAGGAUUUUACUGAGGCGGCUGAGAGUUACUACAAAGAGAGCUGUUUGCGACACGCCCAAACUUGUUUGCGUCAGGCACGACUUGUGGCUCUCCAGCUUCAGCACCUUGCCCCUGUUCUCUCAGUCCUUCAUCUCUCUUCAGAUAAUGCUGAGAAAUUCAUAGCCUCACAUCCAAAGUUCCUUGAGGCUUUGAUCGUGAGUGAGACAUACGGCAAGAAGGGAAAUUGGCCAGAUGCUCUGUGUCAUAACGUACUGAAAGGCGGUGACUUCCGUUACCUGCAGGACUUCAAGUCUCGGAUUAAACUUACCACAGCUCUGGUAUCAGAGGCCAUAGAGAAAUUCCAACAGGAACAGAAUCAUCCUGCUCAGUCACUGAACAACCUGAAAAAGUUCCUUGAAACACACUGUAGGGAUGUGAAGGUGAAGUACAAAGUGGCACAGGACUUUGGGUUUAAAGACCUUCUGACUGCUAUGGAGAAAGGAGACAAUAGCAACUACAUCCAGGAUCUAGUCCAUCUGGCUACAUAAACUUAGUGCUUCACGCUGGAAAAAAGAACACAAUUUUCAUUUUAAAAUGUACUUUCAAUAUGCAUACUGUAUUUAUCCCCAUUUCAUUUUUGCCAAAUGAUCAAAUUCAAAAUAGUAAGCUGAAAGUGGUUCACAAAUAAGCCCGCCCUUAACUUUGUUACUAAACCUUUACACUAGAGAAGGGUGCUUAUAUGAGAAUAAAUAUGGUAUUUCAAAAUAUAAAUACGAAAACUUUCUUCUAUGAAAGACAUUUUGAAUAUUGUAAUUCUUGUUAUUUAAAAAUUUUCUCUGAGCUUUUUACUGCAAAAAUCAAGUAGAAAUUGUAGAUAAAGAAAAUUUAUUUCCGCUAUGCCAAAUAUCGAUGUGAGCUGGGUUAUAAGUAACAGACCAAUCACUAGUUAGAAUAUAAACCAGGUGUUUAACAUUCCGUAGUACACUUACCAUUUGUAUAAAUGGUGCAACAUGUCUUUGUAUUUCAGUGCAAUACCAUGUAAUGGUGUAAGGGUUGUUUGUUUACGUAUUGUUUAUCAGUGUAUAUUGUCACCUAUUUAAUUAUCACACUGUGUUAAAUACUGUUAAUUACUAUUGUUAUUUAUUCCAUGACAAACCUGGUAUAUAUACAAACAAUCUCUGUUCUGGGUUUCCAGAGACUCAAACAAAUAUUUUCCAUGAUCAAAUUCACAUUUCUGACUUCUCAAUAACAACUGCACCAACAUAACAGCAAAUCUCAAUCAUGAUGUUUUGCUUGUUUUAUGAUUCUGAACAAAUUGAAGAUUGAUGGAUUGGACCUAUGCAAUUGGUUUGAAGUAGUCCAGGAAGAGUUGUGUCCCUUGACUGCUAUUUUUGUCCUGUUGUAUCCAGUCUUGAUUGAGUCAGUACAUUACUGAUACCGGUACUAAUUAAGUUGUUACAAUAUUGCCACAUUAUUUAUCUAUUUAAAUUUGAUAUUAGGUACAUAUUUAUAGAUUUUGGUCUGAUGUGAGUUUUAUUUAUGUCACGUUUCAUAUUUUACAAUGUCAAGUCAAGUGUUGAACGUUGACAUGGAUUUAGACUAUAUAACAACACUUUUGAAGACUGACGUCGAUUUAGACUAUGGAACAAUACUUUUGAAGACUGACAUGGAUUUAGACUAUAUAACAACACUUUUGAAGAUCGACGUGGAUUUAGACUAUAUAACAACACUUUUGAAGACUGACGUCGAUUUAGACUAUGGAACAAUACUUUUGAAGAUCGACGUGGAUUUAGACUAUAUAACAACACUUUUGAAGACUGACGUCGAUUUAGACUAUGGAACAAUACUUUUGAAGAUCGACGUGGAUUUAGACUAUAUAACAAUACUUUUGAAGACUGACAUUGAUUUAGACUAUAUAACAACACUUUUGAAGACUGACCUGGAUUUAGACUAUAUAACAAUACUUUUGAAGAUCGACGUGGAUUUAGACUAUGGAACAAUACUUUUGAAGACUGACGUGGAUUAAGACAGUGUAAUAGAAAGGAUUGAAUCUGGUCUGGUGUUUUCAUAAUGCUAUAGAAAUGUUUCCAGUAUUUCUCUCGUUUACAUUGCUUACAGUGUAUUAAGAUGAUAUUCUGUGAUAUGUUUGAACACUACUUUGAAUAAAUCAGGUUCAGUAAUUGACUUUGAAACCUUUGAAUACUGAUCAAAAGUGAAGAAGUAUCAGGUGAUGCUAGAAUUUGUCACGAUUUAAGUAAGUCAUCACGAUUUGACCUAUAUCAUGUCGUCCUGAUAAAAUCUGGUGAGUUGGUGACACUGAUGACAUGAUACUGCUUCAAAGUGUUUGUUUAUACCUUACAUUUUUCAAAUAAAUACUCAAUGUUUCUGUUUAGGGUAUUAAGUCUAGAAGCUGAGAUGACGAAAUAAAGAACGGUGAAGAAUA